Penicillium subrubescens is the source of this 1274-nucleotide messenger RNA. RefSeq names its product DUF3455 domain-containing protein. NCBI's taxonomy places the organism in Eukaryota, Fungi, Ascomycota, Eurotiomycetes, Eurotiales, Aspergillaceae. Bases 322 to 1092 code for a protein of 256 amino acids. The record is from RefSeq and is a predicted model, not a curated record. The transcript is spliced from 3 exons.
CAUGAGUACAAUAUAGAUCUAUAUGAUACCUAGCAGCCUUGCUGGGCCUUGUCUUGUAUGAAUCUUAUAGAGAGCCUAUAAGCCAUCAGUACUAGCAAGAAGUGUUAUUUUGCGUUGGUUUUGAAGUGUGCCUUGCGGUGUGGUUCCAAGGAAACCUAAGUUUCUCCAUCAAGACCACUGCUGUUUCUGAUCCUCUUACCGGACCCGUUCCCAGCUUUUCUUCUUUGCUCAGAUCACUUCGAGGCUCUGUCCUUCACCAUACCCUCAUCCUCGAUUCUCGGAAUAAGCAUCAUUCAGCCUACCAAAACAAAAACAUCCAUCAUGCGAGUUAUUUCAGUCUUAGCCUUCAUCCUGGCGAUGAUGUUGGUUGAUGCCACAUCAGCCCUUCCAGGUCCACUGAGACUGGCAGCCACAUUCUCACGCAUAUCCGAUGAACUCGACGGCAUCAGCCUGGGAAACUGCUCUUUGGCCAACCUCGCUCUUCCCUUAAGUGAUACCAGAGUCAAACUUCCAAACCCAUCCCCUGGCCUGAAUCUCAAAUACGUCGCUCUGGGCCGUGGAACACAAAACUACUCGUGUCCAGCUUCAACAGACUCCCACAAACCUCGUGACACCAGCAAACCUGUUGCAACCGGAGCAGCAGCAACACUGUUUGAUGCUUCCUGCAUUGCAUCAACUUCUAUUUCUCUUCUUCAUGAGAUGCCUGUUGUCAUUGGGCGUGCUCCUCUCGGGUCUGUGGCUCUGUUGGCGGAGCUUCUGAGCCACACCACGAACAGCUCGGAUCUCAUCAUCGGUGAACACUACUUCAAUACUGCUGGAGAUCCUUUAUUUAACCUAAAAUUGAGUGGCUCUGCCUCUUGGAUUAUUACCAAGAAGGAUGCUUCGGUGACGGCACCGAAGAGAGUGAGCCACGUAGCUGGGGACAACGGAGAUGACGAUGUGGCCUGGCUGAAGCUUGGAUUCAAGGAUGGUCACGGUAUCAAGGAGGUCUAUCGAGUGGUGACUUUUGAAGGUUCUGCUCCAUCCACUUGUGUUGGGCAGAAAGAGACCGUUCUGGUUGAUUAUGCCGCAGAGUAUUGGUUUUAUGGAUGAUGGAACAUGCUUAGUCCAGGGUUAGCUCUUUAUUCAUAUAAUAUUUGGACUUAUUUCUAGGCCGCGAUGGCCUGAUUUUAUGACACGAUGAAUGAUACCUGUUCUGAACACAGAACCAAGUAGUAGCUUAAUUACAGAACGAAUACUUGGACUUGAGUGCAAUACCCCCUUCUGCCACCAAG